This is a messenger RNA of Necator americanus (New World hookworm), 219 nucleotides long. RefSeq lists its product as uncharacterized. The record is from RefSeq and is a predicted model, not a curated record. The transcript has a single exon. Lineage: Eukaryota; Metazoa; Nematoda; Chromadorea; Rhabditida; Ancylostomatidae. Bases 1 to 219 code for a protein of 72 amino acids.
AUGAUGCAAGUCAGGAAGUUUAAGUGCGACGUUAUCGGACUGACCGAGACGAGACGGAGCCAACCACUGAACUACGUGUAUGAUACUGGAGCAGAACUGUUCUUAGGAACAUGCGACAGUAGAGAAGUUCUUGGAGUUGAUGUCCUCCUCAACACGAGUAUGGCAGUGAACAUUGACUUUUCGAACAACUUACAACCCGAAUCGGACGUUGACGGAUGA